Molecule: messenger RNA, 2779 nt
Organism: Myiozetetes cayanensis
Lineage: Eukaryota; Metazoa; Chordata; Aves; Passeriformes; Tyrannidae
Gene: KLHL30
Product: kelch like family member 30
Exons: 6
Coding region: 802-2313 (503 amino acids)
Molecular function (GO): protein binding
Source: RefSeq, a predicted model, not a curated record
CUUCUCGGUUCUCUUCCAGCUGAGCGAGGUUUUCCGGGGCGAUGGAGAAAGCUGCUGAGCGGGGGGGCGCUUGGAUUCCCCCCUUCCCCGGGUCGGAUAUCUCGGUUCCCGGCUGCCGCCGCUUGUUUGCAGCCGUCGCGGAGUGAGAUAACGGCCUAUAUUUACACCGGCAGUCCCGGCCGGGGGAGGGAGGAGGGGCAUCGCGGGGACCCCCGUCUACAGACAGGGCGGAGGGGACAGCAGUGGGAGCGGUUACCCCCAAGCACGGUAUCCAGCCGACCCCCUCACGAGGGGGAGAUUUUACUAAAGGCAGCAACGCCGCGGGGCGACCGGGAUGGGCGACGGCUCUGCCCGUGCGGUGCCUUUAAGAGCAGGGAGCAGUGUCCAGGUGCCACCUAAAAAUAGCGUGUAGCCCCCCUUCCUGGCUAAUCCCGUGUCGCGCGGCGUGUCCCUGCCCAGCGCCGGGACGGUGACUGUUUCCUUCCCGCGGGCCGGCCGGGGCUGUGGAGCACUGGUGAGAGCGGGAGCUCAACCCAACCCCAAAUCACCCCCAAAAGGCCGGUCGCAGCCCCAGCAGGGCAGCUGCGCCGUGGGGAGGAGAAAACAUGGCCUGGGAGUGGGGACGCUGCGGGGAGCACUUCUGCCACCACUGCUAACCGUGACUCGGGCUCUGGUAAAGCAAGGUCGGUGCUGGGGCAGGGGAAAAGGGAGACGCUAUCACCUUUUCCUGGCAGGGAAACCCUCUCCUCGCUCUGCUCGGGUGCUGCCUGCCUGCCAGGCCCCGCAGCCAUCCUCGGCACCAUGGUGAGGAACGUGGACGACUUUGACUUCUGCCUGCCUUCGCACGCCCAGGGCGUGCUGGAGGGGCUGCAGCAGAUGCGCACCAACCCUAAACUGGCCGAUGUGACACUGGUGGUGGGCGGGCAGGAGUUCCCUUGCCACCGUGGUGUCCUGGCUCUCUGCAGCCAUUACUUCUAUGCCAUGUUCUCCGGAGACUUCGCGGAGAGCAUCGCGGCACGGGUGGAGCUGAAGGAGGUAGAUCCCAGCGCGCUGGAGAUGCUGCUCAACUUCGCCUACACAGGGAAGGUCACCAUCAACCAAGGCAACGUGGAGGGGCUGAUGCGGACCUCCAGCCAGCUCCACUUCCCUGCUAUCCAGAAGGUCUGCAGCCGCUACCUCCGGCAGCAGAUGGACGCCACCAACUGCCUAGGUAUCUGUGAGUUUGGUGAGAGCCAUGGCUGCCCUGAGGUCUCCUCCAAGGCUUGGUCUUUCUUGCAGGAGAACUUUGAAGCCGUCUCUCUGCAGGAGGAGUUCCUCCAGCUCUCCAAGGAGAGGUUGGCCAUCUACCUCUCCAAUGACCAGCUGCAGGUGCAGGAGGAACAGAGCCUGGUCGAGGCUGUGCUGCGCUGGGUACGCCACGACCCGGGGCCCCGAGCCCAGUUCCUGCCCGAGCUGCUGGAGCUGACCCACCUGGUCUCACUGCCUGACCAGUACUUGCAGAACCUACUUGCCACUGAGCCCCUUGUCCGUGACUCAGAUGCCAGCAAGGCCCUCGUUGCCCGAUCCCGCACCAUGGGGCAGAGCAACACUGGUGCUCUGAAGAACACCCCAACCCCACCACAGAAGCUGGAGGAGGUGCUGGUGGUGGUUGGUGGCCGCGUGCUAGAGGAUGGAGAAGAUGAGGGAAGGGAGCUGGAAAUGCCAACUGCCUCCAGGAACUUUGCCUUCUACAACCCCAAAAGUAAGCGAUGGAUGGCUCUGCCUGACUUCCCUGAUUACAACAAAUGGGGCUUUUCCCUGGUGACUCUGAACAACGAUGUGUACGUCACAGGUGGCUCUCGGGGGUCCCAGAAUGAUACCUGGUCAACAACCCAGGCAUGGUGCUUCUGCCCCAGGGACGGCCUGUGGAAGCCCAUCACUUCCAUGCUGAGAGCCCGGACAAACCACACCAGCGCUGUCCUCAAUGGUGAGAUCUACGUCAUUGGGGGGACGACGGUGGACGUGGUGGAGGUGGAGUGCUAUGACCCCUACAACAAGAGCUGGUGUGCCAUCAGCCCAGCCCCCAAGUACGUGAGCAAUUUUGCAGCUGCCAGCUGCUCGGGCAAGCUCUACCUGGUGGGCUCCUGUGCCGUCAAGUACAACGCGCUCACUCUGCAGUGCUACAACCCUGUCCAAGGCGUGAUCCUGUGGGAUGCGAGCAGGUGCGAACAGGGGGCACUGCUGGCUGCGGCACAGGGAACAGGGCUCCAGCAGGAGCACGGCUGCCUGCAGCACGGACCUGAGUCGCAGACAUCCAACACAGGCUGGAGCUGAGCUUCAGUGGUGCGGGAUCUCUGGGGCAUAAGGGUGGGGGAGGCUGCCUGCCUUAGGAAGAAACUAACCCCCUGUGACAAUGCCACCUCCUUGGGUAGCCUCUCCCCCAUCCCGCAGCACUAGUACAGACCACAUCCUCAUUCCCUCUAUUUUUUAUGCAAGACUCUUGCCUGGGGUGGGGACUGUGGGCACCUGUCUGCCUGGCUACUCUGCCUCCUCCCUUUCAAAUUCCCCCUGAAAUAGCCAUGGGCUCGGCGAUGCUUUUUUCAGUCACUGGCAGCUGCAUCAAGAGCCAAGGGUGGGACACACUGCUAAUGCCUGCUCCUUGCAGAUUUGUGGAGUGUGAUCACAUCCCCCUUCAUCCCCAAGUACCUCUCGGCCCCACGCUGCGCCACCCUGCGCGGGCUCAUCUACCUCAUUGGAGACAACACCAAGAAGGUCCACGUGUACAACCCGGAGGCCAACA